GGAGGAGGAGGAGGAGGCGCGCAUGCGCGACGUUUUGUUUCUUCGUUCCUUUCCUUCCUUCCGCGGGAGGCAGGGAAGGCUCAAGCUUGGGCGCGCCCACGGCGCGCGCGCCUGGAAGGGGAGGCCUCGCGUGCGUCGGCGCAUGCGCUCUCACCACCACUACCACCACCUCGACCUGGAAACGGAAUGCCAGAGCCGGGUGCAGGUGAGCGGGGGUUCGAGGGGGGGGGCGCGUCUGUUUGGAACGCGGAGGGGCCGGAUCCUCGUACUCACCUCAGAGGCCUCUGAGGUAACAAACGGGGCGGGCGCGUGUGGUGCUGAAGGUCUCCUGUGGGUCAAAGUUUGAGGGGGGCAUUGAGAACUUUGGGGAGGGGGCGCGAAUAGAUAUACCUGGGGGAAUGUGGGGAAGGUAGGGGCAGGAUAGGGAGGCGGGUUUGUGGGGGGCAAGAAUGAGGUGCAUGGGGGGGGGACUGUCUUUGCUCGUGGGCCCUCCCCUUGCCUCCCCUCCUCGCCUUUUUUAAGAGUGUAAGUUCCUCCGGGGCAGGGGGCUGCCUCUGCUCUUGCCUGUGCAAGCCUGUAAGGUGCACAACCUAACCAGGCUGUGCAGACAAUAAGGGCAGUUGCUUCAUCAAAUUGUUGGCAGUGGGAAUGGAUUAACAGUGUAGUUGACAGGCUAAACUUGUAUCAUGAGAAAAAUUCUCCCAAAGGUGGGUGGGUGGAUGAGGAAGCAUGUGUUUUGGGGGUUUUAUUAUUAUUAUUAUUAUUAUAUAUAUAUAUAUAUAUAUAUAUAUAUAUAUAUAUUAGGGGGUUUUAUUAUUAUUUUUUUUGUGCUGGCUGAAGACACAUCUAUUCGUGCAAAAUUGGGGUGUCCGCUUCUCACUGUCCAGCCAUGCAGUUCCCAAAAGCUGCUCCUAUGAGAGUCAGGUGACCUUCCAAAACAGGAUGGGGUUAUAACAUAGAUGAAGGAUUAUUGUUGUUAUUAUUUAUAGCCUGUCUUUUUCCUAGACCAGGGCUCAAGUUGGUUUACACAAAUUAAAGCAGGGCAGGUGAAAUAUGGAAAGCUAAAAAUACAUAAAAGGUAACGGUUCAAAAGUGAUUAAACUAUAGGAGAAUUAAAACAAUACAAAACCAAGUCUGUUAAAAUGCACGUGAAAGUUGGUCUCUAAAAUGCUACUGGACAAUUUUUUAUUUUUUUAUAUAUUAAAAUGCAGAUUGUCAAAACAGUACAGUGGUGCCUCGCAAGACGAAAUUAAUUCGUUCCGCGAGUUUUGUCGUCUUGCGAUUUUUUUCGUCUUGUGAAGCACAGUGUCGGGAAAGUUUUGGAAAAGCUUCAAAAAUCACCAAAGUCUUUAAAAACCUCAAAAAAGGCUACCACACCGCGUUCUAUGAGUUGCUCCUCGAAGUCAAGUCGCAACUGUAUAAACGGUGUUAAGAAAAAGGAAACAAACUUGCAAGAUGUUUCCAUCUUGCGAAGCAAGCCCAUAGCGAAAAUCGUCUUGCGAAGCAGCUCAAAAAACAAAAAACGCUUUCGUCUAGCGAGUUUUUUGUCUUGCGAGGCAUUCGUCUUGCGAGGUACCACUGUACUACUAAAAGCCCUUUCCUUUAAAAACAGUCUGUUCCCAAGAGCCUGCCAGAAUAAAGCAGUCUUCAACUGCUGGUGGAAGGGUUGCAGUGGAAGUGGGGUGCCUGCCUUGUACGAUGCAUGCAUGUAGAUCUUCUUAGCAUCAUCUUGGAAGUGGCAAUCCCCUGUUCUCUCUCCUAUGAAGGAGGGAAAGCCUCUUCUAAGAUGAAAUUUGCAGUGGUGACUGUUUUCCAGACAAAAAUUGUGGCAAAAUUGUGGUAAUUUUUUCAUCAGAACAUUUUGGAAUGUUUUGAAGAGUGAUAUAAUUUAGCAUGUCUGUUUUAUUUGUAUUAAAUAAACAAAGCUCCAUUCAUUGUUACUAAUGAACUUAAGAAGUGGAAAGCAUUAUUUGGAGAAAUAAAGCUCUGAAAAAUUUUCCACCCCGGAUUGUAUGACGUUUAGCGUGUUGGACUAGGACAUGGGAGCCUAGGGUUUGAAUGUCCACUUGGCCAUGCAGUUCAUUGAGUGACCUUGGGCCUGUUACUGUCUCUCAGCCUAACCUAGCACACAGGGAUUUUGUGAGCAUAAAAUGGGAAGGGGGAGAACCAUGCACACAAUCUCGAGCUCAUUGAAGGAAAAGGUGGUACAUAAAUGUAAUAAAUAAAUUACCAGAAAUUUACCACGUACAGUUCUUAUAAGUAUUUGUGCUAAACAUAACUCUUAAAAUCUGUUCCUUAGUAACUUGGCAGCAUAUUAUAUUAGAAGAUUGCAAUGCUUAAAAUUGGUUAUUUUUGUAUAUUAUUGUGGGGCCUUAUGAAUUAUCACUUGGUUGUUUAAUUUGAUUAUACUGUAUGUUGCUCAUCGUAAUCCUCUGUUUAUUUGUGUGCCACUUUCCUGAUGAAAUUAUUCCCAGAAUAUUCAGACUGGUCAAACUAGCCAUGCUUUGCUUUUUGGCAGCAAACCACAAAGUGAAACCAAGAUUUGUUGGUGCUUUAUGAACUGUGGCUUGUUUUAACCAUCAUUUGGUGUCAUGUGUGAAUCAAACAGCCUUAUUGAAUCUUGGUUUGUUUCGCCACUGCGAUGCUUACCAAGCUGCACGAGGUAAGAACAGCUGGAAAACAAGCUAGUGAAAUGAGCUGUAGGUUAUGUGCUUGACUAUGAGACAACUCUUGAUUUGUUGAGCAAACCAUGGUUUAGAUAGAGCCAGUGACUCUUCCUAAUAAAAGUAGAAAGAUGCAUGACCACAGAAACUGAAACACAGAAACUGAAUGCCUUGUUGUUCUCAUUGAGUUCCCAAGUUAAUGAACGUUAACCUAGACUGACCAAUGUUACCCAAGACUAGCCAAAUGGCAACAAGAACCCCAGCAAUGUGGGCAACCAAAUGUUCUUCUGGGGCUCAAGUGCAAAUUCUCUGUUUGACUAGAAGUGUGUUGCAAUUUUUAUUGCUGGCAUAGCAAAUAAACUUCUGGUUCCCCCUCCCUUUUUUCUUCAAAACAUUGGUGAAGACAGAGACUUCAUUUUUUAUUGUCUGAAUUUCUGUCAAAAGAUAAGUGAGGUGUACUCAUUUUGAUAAAUUGUUUUUGUAACGGGGCACUAAAAAAACCCCACCACUCCGUGGAAAUUUGUUUGGUUUGGCAAUAUUCAAUUAAUAAAAUACACUUUUUAAAAUGUGACUCUUGUUCAUUUGAGAAUAAAUCUUUUUCUCAGGACCAAUAUAUUUCAGAUGGCAGCUAUAUGUCUGCUUCCAUCCUCUGUAACUGAUGUUCCAAGUCCCUAGCUGGAGAAGCUGUGUGUUCUUCAAAUAAAAGGUAAAUAUCACCAGUUGCAAGUAAUGAACUUUCCUUUUUAGUAAUUCCUCAAGACAUGGCACUAUAAUUAUUUUGGAACAUGAAUUACAUUCUUUUGCCAAAUAAUAAUGUAUUUUUAUUAUUUCGGUUAAAUGUUGUUGUUGUGACACUGAAAUUAUUCUGUAUGCAUAGACGUAAUUCUUUAGAAGCUGUUCUAUAAUAAAUAGUUACACCUUUUAUUUACUCAAAUCAUAGAACAGGCUUGCAAAAAACACAUCUCCCUUGGUUACCUGUAACUAAGAAAGACCUCCUGUUGACUAGGCAUUCUCUGGCAGCAGUUCACACUUUGUCUAUUAUGUUUUUACUUUCCUUCCACCACACACAAAUCCUGAGGAAUUCAGCAAGGCUUCUUUUUCUGCUUCCUGGUAAGCACACCUGAGCUUUUUUUGCAAGAGCUUUUGUAGAGAGGGACAGAGAACAAACUAUACUAUACUGUAGUAGAACAGUAUGUUUUAAAGUGUGACGUGAUAAACUGGGCUAUCUUUUCCAAGAAAGACAGGAGUGCCUGGCAUGCUCUGGUCCAUGGGGUCAAGAAGAGUCAAACACAACUAAACGACUAAACAACAAUCUUUUCUAAGAGCAGUAAGAGCUACACACACAAACAUGAUUUUCAAAUAAGUGCCAACUGAGUUGGUCUGUAAUAAUUAAAUAUACUUUGUUUAAUAUUAAAUCUGCUUAUAGCGGAAUUGUGAAAAUAACUUCUUGGUUACAGUAAGUUUCUUUUUGUUCUAGAGUUUCAUUAGGGCAUGAACAAUGGAUUCUUUGGAUCACAUGCUCACCGACCCAUUAGAGUUGGGGCCAUCUGGAGAAGGAAAUGGCACACAGAUUAUGGAGGAUUGCAUGCUGGGAUCCAUUCGAAUUAGCUUGCCAGAAGAUCUCUUGGAAGAUGUAAGUAGAACUGGAGUAACCUUUCCCCCCCCCCCCAUAUAGUGUAAAACAACAGUGUGAUCUGAGAAGGAACCAUUGCUAUCUUUUGGAGGAAUAAUUCAAAAGUGGUGGCAUCUCAGCAAACAUUUGAUAACUAAAUUAGACAGGAACAGCUUCAGAAACAGAUACCUCUGAAAAGCUCGCAAGUAGGGCAUGAGAGAGGCAGCAGGGUUUUGUUACUUGGGCAGCAUCCAGUCCUUGGUUAUAUGGCAAUUGAUGUGAAGACUUUGUGAAGGAAACCCAAAUAAUGUUUCUUUGCUUUCAUUGUCUGUAAGAAACCAUUAAGUAACCCAAUUUGCAUGUCCUGAUAGGCCAAAGUUAAUUGCACAUCUCAUUUCUCAUCAUCCUUGACCAUUGGUUGUGUUGGCUGGGGCUGAUGGUAGUUGGAGUGCAACAACAUUUAGAGGGCCAAGGUUCCUGACCCUGGACAUAACAGUGAUUGAGUGACAUGUUAGUGCAUGCUACUUGAUCGCUGCCUGCUUAGUUCCUCCCUUGCAGCAAGCAGGAGCAACAAGUUAUGAAACAUAGAUUACAUCUGUACCUGCGAUCAUGGUAUUUUCUCCCAAGCAAACAAUGCUCGUGAAGCCUUGUUCAUCAUAGUUGUUCCGGAGAAUCAUAGAUAUUAGGUUCAGAUCUAAUGACAAGCCAAGCUUCAAUGAAGCAUGAGUGAUUGUGCAGCAAGCAUAAGAUGCUGCCUGUUCACAGUAAGUCAUUAUACACAGCUAACCUUGAUGUGCAAACUACGCCAUUGGGUCUGUAAACUCCUCAGAGCCUUUCAACAGUGUUUAAUGGAACAUACUGUAACUUAACAGCUUUUCCUGCUAAAGAACAGGUUUUCUUAGUUUAUAUUAUUAGUCCAUAACAAUUUUCAUUUUGUUCUUUUUUGUAUAAAUACAAAAAUGAGGAGCUUUAUAUGAUACUGUUGCAUUUCUCAAAAGUGGAAUUUUGGAUCACAUUUGAAGGAUUUUAUUUCAUUCAUAUCUCUCUCUCUCUCCCCCCACCCUUCUGUAGCCUGAAAUCUUUUUUGAAGUUGUCAGUCUUUCAACAUGGCAGGAAGUGCUGACGGACUCACAACGAGAACACCUGAAAAAGUUUUUGCCUCACUUCCCAGAAAGCAACACUGAACAUCAGAAUAAUCUUAUCCUGUCCCUGUUCAGUGGAGAGAAUUUUCGGUUUGGAAACCCCCUGCACAUUGCCCAGAAACUCUUCCGCGGUCAGUGGCAGAUUUGUCUGUAUUUUAACCUGGCUUCUUGACUUCGCUAUGUAAGGUGACAAGUUGUAGGUCCUGAAAGUGGAAGUCACCUUUUUUUUCUCAUUAUUUGCUGCUGUAUGUGUUGUAGUGCUGCACAUUUGUAAGUGCUCCCAUAUGCAAUACAUUCACACUCUGUGUCUCAUCCAAUCUCUGUCCUGUCCUGCAGUUUGAGGGGGGCGGGGAGAAGGGAAAGGAAGGGGAAGUCUAUCCCAUUUCCUUCUUUCCUUGUGUGUGUUGAAAUUAUUCAGUCGUAAGUCCAGCAUCAGCAAUUUGCAUUAUCCCAGUUCCCCUUUCUAUGUGGUCAGGGUCCCACUGACAGGGUAAAAGUUAGAUAUUCAAUUUCUUCUUGAUCCUUAGUAAAGUGCCUUCUACUCUACCCCAAUACACAUGAUUAUUGCAUAACCGUUUUUUUAGGUGGGGUAAGUGCCUUCCUUCUCUUGAAAUCUGACAUGUGGCAGCUUUUGGAUAAAAUAUAAAAAAUAGCUUUCAGGCAGCAGGUUUCAAAACAGCAGUAACCAUGGUACAUGUUCUUGUUACAGAUGGACACUUCAAUCCUGAAGUGGUGAAGUAUCGACAGCUUUGCUUCAAGUCUCAGUACAAGCGCUACCUCAGUUCCCAACAGCAGUACUUCUACCGGUUGCUGAAACAGAUCCUUUCCUCCCGGAAUGUAAGCAUUUGAAUAAACUAAAUGUUCCGUAGAAUAUAAGAUUUAGUGCAGUGUUUGUCACUAAAACUGGAGAAAUCUCUCAUUUGGUUGCCCAGGUGUCUUCACACAAGGCUAGUAUUCGAAGAACUAUGAAACUAGCUCUCAGCGCUUAAGGGGUCUGUAUGCUUGAGGUUUCUUAAAGAGCACCAUUGUAACUAUGAACAUAGAAGCUGCCUUUAAUGCAUAUGGUCAUUCUGCCAUCUAGCCUGGUGUGGUUUCCUUUGGUGGCAGCUGUCUGGGGUACAGACCACUCUGAGAACCAUUUCAUUGGAGGUGAUGCCAAGAGUUAACGCAUGUGCAUGCAAACCAUAUGUUCUAAGUCUGAGCAGUGACCCCUCCCCUAUGCCACAUACCAAAGUAAAUAUUAGAAAAUGAAGGGACUUCUGAAAGCCGUUUAUGAUGCAGCAUGGGAGUCUCCUUUUAAAAGUUUUGAUUUGCUUAAACCUUUUGGGAAUGUUCACUCCUUUCUGCAUACAAUUAUUAGCUUUUUGGAUCCCAGCCUUUGUAGUGGCAUGCAUCGUGCAGGGACCAGUGCCUAAAUGAAGUCAUGUUGGUUCCUAAGGCUUUGAUUUUGGUCCCUGAAUAUUAGAACUCCUCCAUCCUUGCAUAUUACUCAUUAAGAAGAUGUGUAUCUUGCCCCAUCCACUCGGCUGUCAUGGUGACUUACAUGAUGGGCUUUUGUUUAAACAUUACAAAAUUAAUGUAUAUGUUUCUUGUAAGUCACAGGAGCUUAGAUGGGAUUCAGUAUGAUGCUAUGCAUAUGUCUGUUUCAGCAUCUGUUGGAGCUUGCAAGGAAAGGUGGUCCAGAUCUGGCCCUGAAGAGGAAAUACUCAGCAGCUGCUUGUGCUGCUGAGGAACGGGACCGGCGAACACAUCGACGGUUCCUGAAAAUCCUCAGGGAAGUGAAAGAGGAAUGUGGAGAUACCACCUUAUCCUCAGAUGAAGAAGGUAAUGGCAGGGUAUUCUUUAGAAUAAACAAAAGCUUCUUAAGUGAAGAGUGGAUGGAGAAGUCCUUAAUGCUGUAUCAGCUAAAAACCUGAACAUGGAAAUCAGUGAUGAUAUACACUUGCCUAUAUACCAGUUGAUGGGAACCAUGGGAGGGGAGAGUGCUCAUGUUCUGCUUGCUGGUUUCCCACAGGAAUCUUGUUGGCCACUGUGAGAACAGGAUGCCGGACUAGAUGGGCCAUUGGCUUGAUCCAAGAGACUGUUACUAUGUCCUUAACAGUGGGUUUAUAGGGACAUGUGUCCCUAUAAAAAUGGUGCAAUGUCAUGGAUAUUUUUAUUUGUACCAUAUACUGUAGCAUGACUUUAAUGGAAGAUGGGUUAUAAAUGCUAGGCUGAAUGUACAUUUGCUGAUACAGGGAAAACUUCAUGCUCUAAGCAUAUUCAUGUUUAAGAUUAGGCUAAUAGUACUUUUUAACAUCUGUAGGACUAAUGUCCUUCUAAGUAUGUGUGUAUCUUCUGGGUGAGCUUUUCUAUCAAUGUAGUCCUCCUCUUGAUUUCCCUCUGGUGCCCUCUUCUUAAACCCUGUUCUGCUUGAGAAGUGAGCAGAUCUUAUUUCCAGUUUGCCUUUCUCAACAUUUUUACUAUCCUUCAACUAAAAUUAUGCUCACAGAGCUCUUUAUUUUGGGUGCUUUCUAAUAAACCUAAAUAUUUUUCUCAGUCAGAUUAACAUACUAAAACAUCAUGGCUGGCUUUAUAAGUUUUAGAGCUACAAUUAGGAAAAUAUUCUGAUUAACAGUACUUCCCCUUUCAAAAGAGCCAUACUUUUUCAACUCAGUUGAUUGAAAAAGCAAAAUUACUAAAUAACUUGGAUGUAUGAGUGCAUCUGCUGCCUAGAAAAAUGAGUCUUGUGCUGCUACUAUCCCUGUAGAAACCUCACUAUUGUGUUGCAUUUCAGAUCUGAGCUCCUGGAUUCCAAAUUCUCCAGCCCAUUGCCCAAGCCCCACUGUUCCUCUCAGAGUAAUCCCCACAUUAUCAACCCAAGACAUGAAAACAGCAGGUAAGCUCAAGUGGUAUCUCAGUCUGACUUACCUUGAAAACUUUAUACAUUAAAAAGAUGUUUUCUCACAGGAUUUUCCUUCUUAGUUUUAGAAUUUAGAGACCACCUCCUUCCAAUUUUUAAAGACUGUUAAAGGCCAUUUUCUUUUCCUCCUAUGUUGGGCGUUAUUGCUCUCAAUCCAUGACCCAACCGAGUUUUCCAGCCAGGUUUAUUGCUUGUUAGCCAGUCAGGCCAUUCACAUACACAAACAAUAUAGAGAGCAACAAAAGAGGUACAUAUAAAAUACAUUAAACAAUACUACAAUACAAUUAAAAUUGUACUGUUAUAACUGAGUGACAUGUAUUAACAUAUAUUGCCAACAAUAAACAAAUGUAUUGGCAUUUUUCAUGUAGUAGCUGCCCUAUAUUAAUGCACAUUGACAUACUUUUUUUUUUGAAGUGUCAAGGCUCGUUUUGUAUCUUCUUAAUUAACCAUUCAUCUGCAUUAUGCCACCAAGUGAAAAUGUCUUUGUUUUUCUAAAUAAAAUGUAUUUUAAAUUAGAUUUAUGGCAGUCUAAUGGAGAUGCUGAUUUAUAAAGGCUUUUUGCUUUGAAAGAAAAAGUAUAAGAUCCUGUUUCCCCCCUCGAUCUUAUAGUAGAAGAUUUCGCAAGCCAUAGGCUGUAGCUGAUGGGUAUUUAUAGUCAAUUGAGAAAAAUUGGUUGUAAGCACCUAAAGCUUGUUGGAAGCAUUUCAGUUAAAUGUGUUAUGUAAAUAGAUUUACAGCAAACUUUUGAUAGUAUUGACUUUGUUUCCCCCUAGAUAAACUGGAGUUUGGUGAGAAUGACCUGAAGAUGAUACUGAAAAAACAUCAUGAAAAACGCAAGCGCCAACCUGUAAGGAAACCAUAAGGAGGCCACUACUACUUAGUACUCUUUUGCUAGUGCCUCUUUCUGCAGCAAAGGACCUAGAAAAUAAGGCCCCCCUCCUUCCUUGCUAGCAGUCCUAUCCUAAAGCAUGUUUACUUGGAAGUACAUUCCGCUGUAUGUAGUGGGGUUUACUUCCAGGUGAUGUGCAUUUGAUCACAGCAUGAAUAUGUCAUGAGAAGCAGAUUUUCAGUUUUAAAAAACAAAGUCCAGGGAGCUUGAGAGAAAAUUUAAUCCUCUUUUCCCUGCAGCCACAGUAAUAUUUGCAAGCUGAUCUUACACUGCAGACUCAGUACAGUAUGGGAGCAAAAGUAUUCCGUUGAGAUUUCAGUUGCUUUUCAUUUGUAGGUUAAGUUGGGGUGUUCAGGUGGAAGAGGUUGUAGUGGCAAGUUGGGAAUCCAGCCUAUAUCCUGGACAGGGCUUGGGAUACUUGAGACAAUUUGGAACCUGCUGGAAUGAUGUACCUUAGCUGCAUGACGGUGUAAUUUGGUUUUUAUUCUGCCUUACAGAAAGCAAGACUGAAAGUUUAAACAAGGGGUGGGGAACCUGUGGCACACCAGUUGUUGGAAUCCAGUUCCCAUCAGCCCCAACCGAUAUGGCCAGUGGUCAAGGAAGAUUAAGGAGUUGUAAUUCAACAACAUCUGGGGGGCCAAAGUUUCCCCAUCCCUGGUUUAAAUGAGAUGUCACACAAGCCUAAGCAUGUUUACUUAGAAAUAAGUUUCAUUGACUUAAAUGAGGCUUACUCCCACUGAAGAGAGUUCGGGAUUAUAGCCCAAAGACACUUGGUGUUGUGAUUUCUGAGUACAGGGGAAUCCCUGCUUAUGUUUGGGUUCCAUUCUGGAUCGCUGUGCACAUCAGUGGGAUGCGUGCAGGUCCAUUCUGGCCCACCGUGACCCCUUUCAACACCAAAAACAAUGCACGUGUCAGUGGUCGCACACAAGUGGGGAGGUGCUGGUGUUCAAUUUUGCUUGAACUGUAAUUUUAAGUGGAGAUUUUCUCUAGGUAUAUCUGAUAUAAAUAAUAAUUUUUAUUGGCAAACAACAGGAAAAGCAAUGUAUGAUAGUUCAGUCUCAACAGGUGUCUUUCAUUCUCCAGUUUUGCUUUAUGGUUGCCGUUCUCCUUGUUGAAUGUCUCUUUGUCCCGUAUAGAGCCAUCCUGACCUCAUGACUGGGGAUCUGACUCUGAAUGAUAUCAUGACACGUGUGAAUGCUGGUAGGAAGGGAUCCUUGGCAGGUAUGUGAAUCAAGUUCAAGGCUGCUACAUGACUGCAUUUUUACUAUUUUCUUUAGCUGGAGUUGUUAGCAGAUGAACAUCUGUCACUGUAUCUUUCAGGUUUUACUACCAAUGGGAACUAAAACUAUAAGCAAAUGUGGUAAGAUUUGCAGUGUCACUUGGUGAUAAUGCUUUCCAUGUUGGGGAUGCCCUUUGCUUUUAAGCAACCAUUUCUCAGACAAAAUAAAUUUGGUUGAAAUAUUAUUCCUGCAUUGCAGGGGGUUGAACUAGAUGACCCUUGGGGUCCCUUUUUUUGAGCUCUCCAUAUCUCAUUUUUGUUUCAAAAGGAGGCUUGCUUGCACAUCUCUUGAAAAUGUGUCUAGGAAUCAAAACGCUAUGUUUGUAUUUAUGUAAAUGCAAAGAACUUUGGGUUGGCUUGAUCAUAUUUGCUCUUUUGGUUAAUUAUACUUGCCUGCCACAUCCUACAACUGGGUUCUAUUUCAUUUCAAUUCAUGCAAGAAAUACUCUGAUUCUAAACGAUAUUGGUUGUGAUUCAUAGAGGUAUAUGUUUUUAAAACCAUGUGCCUAGUUUGCUUUUUAGCUAUUUCCUGUAAUGUGACCAAACAAUUUCUGAAUUCCUUCAGCAGCAGCUCUUGAAACAGUGUCAGCAGCUGUAACUGUCGUAAAAUGGGGUAUUACAUCUUUUGCACUGAGAGCUUUUUGUUACUCUGACAUGGCGGAAGAGGCGGUCACACUUGCACUUCUGCAUUCUUCCAUAAGCUAAAGUCUGGGCAGCUGUACCUCUUGGCUGAUAUUUGACACCCUGCUUAAUUUGUAAUGUACAACUUACAAAUUCUUCCUCUCUUUUUAAACUGAAGCUUUGUUUGACCUUGCUGUCCUUAAAAAGAAAGUGAAGGAAAAGGAAGAGAAGAAGAAGAAGAAGCUAAAAGUGAUUAAAUCAGAAGCAGAGGAUUUCUCUGAGUCCCUUGGCAACACUGAAGGGAUGCCUUCAAUGUCUCAAAAUCCAUCCCCCAUCCCACCUAUCUGGGAUCCCCCAUCUCUCUCAUCUGUUAAAGAAGAGUAAGUUCCUUCCAGAAGAGAAUGCACACAAUGAAUGUGGUCCACGAAUUACAUAAUGAGGCAUAUUUACAACAAAGCCAGUUCUAGUCACACUGGAACGAAUCAAAAUAGAAAAGUUCAGCACAAUGAAGCUUUUUUGUCCUGGUAGAAGUGAUGCAGCAUAGUUCAUACAGCCCAUAUAAAUUGCAUGUAUGAAUAAGGUGUCUGUCUAUAUUCUGUGUUGCAUAGUGGUUGAAAAUAAAAUGCAUGGUGUGCAGUAAUGCAGCAGUGUAAUUUAAAGUCAGCCUGCAGGGCACACUGGCACAUGAAAGAUGGUAGGAGGAGAGAGUGUAAUUUGAAAAUACAGUGGUACCUCUGGAUACGAACGGGAUCUGUUCCAGAGCCCCGUUCGCAUCCAGAAGCGAACGCAAUCUGUGCGUGCGUGGGUCGCGAUUCGCCGCUUCUGCGAAUGCGUGUGACGUUAUUUUGACCGUCUGUGCAUGCGCGAGUGGCGAAACCCGGAAGAAACGUGUUCCGUUACUUCCGGGUCGCCACGGAACACAACCCGAAAACACUCAACCUGAAGCACAUUUAACCCGAGGUAUGACUGUAUACAUGUAAAUAGAUUCCAGGUGAGGAAUAAUGAUGUUGUACAUUCCUCUUGUCAAAAAGUUGAAGAUCCAUCAGCAAUUAAUGCCUUUUUGUUGCCUUCUGGUGGUAAGACAGAGUCAUAACUUGCCUAAGCUGUAAAUACAUUAGAUAACCUUAAGCUAAUCAACUCCAUAUUGGCUUUAAACCUCCCUUUUAAAAAAUUGUUUCAUGAAAAUAGGUCAGUAUUACUAUCUCUUACAGCAGGUGUUGGGGAACCUGUGGGCCUCCAAAUGUUGUUGGACUCCAACUCCCAUCAGCUCCAGCCACCAUGGCCAGUGGUCAGGGAUGAUGGGAGUUCAGCAACAUCUGGAGGCAGGCCACAGGUUUCUCACUCUUGUCUUACUGGUUUGUUUGUAAGAUUGCUGAAAUAUUGUACAUGAAAGUACUUUGAAUACAAAGAAAGAAGCAGGUAGAUAUGCUAAGCCUCCUCAUUCUCAAAAUUCAGUUAAACCAAUUCAGUUAAAGCCAAUUCAUCUUCUAUCAAAGGCCUCUUGAAGAUAUCAAGCCGUGUCUUGGAGUAAAUGAAAUAUCCUUCAGCUUCUUUUCUCUGCUUCUGGAGAUUCUGCUUCUAGAAGGCCCUGCUAGUCUCUCAGUGGUAAGAGUUUUUCCUGGACAUCUUUCUUGAGUUGGGAGUUGGAUGGAUUAGGAUGUAACCCUAUUUAUACACUUAAGUGGGAGUAAAUCCCAUCAAAUUCAGUGGGCCUUACUUCUAGGUUGACACGUUUAGCCUAAGAGCAUUUAGAUUGGUGCCUAUUCAUUUGUUAAAACAAUCUUUUGUUUCUUUUUUGUAUUUGUUGUCCUUCCUUUUGUCCCCACCAAGAGAUCCUUCCAAAACUAUGGUUUUCAAGCAUCAUUAGAUAGUUCAUUUCUGUGGAUUUGCAGUCUUUUUGAUUCCAUCUGCUGUGCUUUGAUUUGGAAGUGCUUUAUUUAUAUUUAUUGAUUAAAGUAUUUCUGUCUCAGUUGUGAUUUCCAAGAUGGUUUGGGAUUUCACUAUUCUCAUUAUCACCAUCCCUCCCUUCUUCUGCUCAGCUUGAGGAUAAAGUCAUGGAUUGGCAGUCUUCCCCUGCCAGCACAUUAAACAGUUGGUUCUCCUUCGCCCCCAACUGGUCAGAACUCGUUUUGCCUGCACUGCAGUAUCUCACAGGUGACAGCAGAGGUAAGUCCCACUUUUUUUCAGGGUUUUUUCUUCUUGAGCUGUGCCAAGAAUGAAGUAAGUUGGCUAUCUGUCAUGGCCUCUGAACAGCUAUUGCUUAUAAAAUUGCAUUGUGUCAUAGAUGGCUUAGAUCCAGCCCUUUCUUCCUGUUCUCCUUAUUUAUGAUGGUAGCCACUUGAUGUGAAAUGAUAAUUUUUUGUAGAAGGGAUACAUUUCUUGAUAUCCAAAUUGUUAUCUUCCAAAUUUGUUCCCUUUAACCUUGAUGCAACAUCUGAUUCUGUUCCUGAAAAACUUAAUUCAAAACCACUUAGUAAACAAAGAUAGCCAGCAACCUGUUGAAUCCAGUGAAGUAAUUGCUUGAAUGGAAUGAGUUCUGCUUGCACAACAGAAUUCCUUCCCACCACCAGCUCCAAAUGGUAUGGGGAGCCCUCAGAACAGAUUGUGUGGGUGCAUGGGGGAAGGAGAGGGGGAAGUUCCAUUGCACAAGUGAAAGCUGUUCCACUUGCACAGUGACUACAUUGAUUGCAGCCCCACAUCUUCUGUUCUGUCAUGGCAAGGUGGCUCUUGGAAACGAUAGGUUGGGUUCAGAUAUGCCCAGCCACUUCUGUACAUGGAAGGGCUAUUUCCAUCUUAGCAAAACAGCAUCGCAUAAGAAAAGUGAACUGAAAUCCAGAGGUGAUGAUUUCAUUCAAACCCUUGUACAAAGCUUUGCACAAGAGCAGUUGCUCUCCCAUGCCCUGACUGCUUCUGCAGAGGGGAAUACAGACACCUCAUGGAUGUAUGUGACAGAGCUCUAGGUACCUAGCUGCACAGAGCCUUCUGGUGGUGUUUAUCACAGCACUAAUGAACAAACUGAUUCCACUAAAACUGUCUCAUACUUUAGAAUAAGGUGUACCAAUAGCCAACAGUUGACUAUCCCAUUCUACAGGAGAAAACUAGAGACAAAGGGUAUCCCAGUAAUGUCUAAACAUAUGAAGCAUUACGGUAUCUUUUAUUACAGAUGCUCCUUCCAGUUUUUCUCCAUUUGUUGAAUUCAAAGAGAAAACUCAGCAGUGGAAACUGAUAGGUAAAGUAACUUUGCUUCUCUGUCCCCUCCUGUUAAUAAGUCUUGCCUGCUGUUCUCUUGAGGCAUUUAGCUUCCAUUUGGAGCUGGAGUGGCUGAACAUCUUCUGCUUCAUCCUCUAUUACUACCUUUAUAGCUAUAUAGUCCUAUGUGUAUAGUAGACUUUUGACUAUGUAGAAUCACUGUGUGUGUGUCUGUUUAAAAAAACUUAUCUUGCAUGGAUCUUGCAUUAUGUUGCCAUCCAGUUGUCUACUAAGAGGCAAAUAAAUGUUGCUUUCCCUAUUUUUUCACCUCCUUCUCGGUCACGGCCAGGGCUUUAAAUCAGCUUCAAGGACUGGGAGACUUCUUUGAGAUGUAUCAGUGCAAUCCCAAUUCCAAUUGUAUGACAAGCAAGAGCGAAGACACACUUGCUGACCACUCCACUGUGCUCCUGGCUGCCUCAGUGCACUGGAGUUGAAUGUCUGUGCUGGGAUAUCAGUUCUACUGGUGGAGGCUCCCUGUGCAGUUUAGGACUCUGUGCAGUACAGGGGUCUUCCAGGAGUCAAAAAACUCUGUGCUGCAGACAUUCAGCCCUCCAAUAAGUGGAAGGCAACUGGGAUGCAGCACAGCAUGUGAGUCAGCAACUGUAGUCACACUAUGCCCACCUGUCACAAUUGGGACAUUGCAAGGGGGAAUGCAUUGAAAGGCCUUUGCUUAAUGUCCUUUUGCAUAAAGGCCUUGGCUAAGAUGAGUGCACCCAACGUCAUCUUUAGUACCACUACUGUAGCGCAGAUAUCAGCAGUUGGUAACAACUCUCCUUUCCUCUUUUUCGGUUCUCACCUUAGGCUCUUCACAAGACCACGAGAAGGAGCUGGCAGCACUCUUCCAGCUCUGGCUGGAGACAAAAGACCAAAUCUUCUUCAAGGUGAGAGAGGAUAUUUGUAGGAAUGUGGCAGCAUCCCAGCUGGCUUGUCCAAUGUGCUGACAAAAAUCUUUCUUUCAUUGGUAGGACAACGAAGACAGCUCAGAUGCCACCACACCUAAUCCCCGAGUGUAAGUAUAUAUUCAGUUCAGAAAUCUGCUCAAGUGUUAGUUAGGGUUACACUUAUUUUUCCUAUUUUGAAUUUUAUUACAAAGAUUAUUAUAUCAGUUAAUGUGAAACAAACAAGUUGUCUAAAAAGAAAGCUCAACAUUAACUGUUUCUCAAAUGUGUGAAUUACAUUGUUCUGAAGUGUGGUUCGUUUUUCCAGUCAAUAAAUAUUGAGAAAUGAGCUGGAUUCUGCUCCUUUCUCUUGCAUCUGUCUUAAUUUAUUUCUUACUGUAAAAUCUUGGCUUGCACUGAUCAUACCAGAGGCAGGAGGAAGUUGGCAGGAAUACUGAGUGUGCAUUGGACAAUUACACUCUUCCCAUAUAUUCUCCCUAUAAUUUCAGUGUUGGGCAGCCUUUUACUUCCAAAUAUUAACUGCUGCAUAGGGUAGCUAGCUGUACUUUGCUUUAAAAAGCUUUCGCCAAAAGAAUUUCAGCAUUUAGCAGCAAAUGAAUGCAUACUUGCCAAGAAGUAUUAACCUCCUACAUUACAUUUUAUCUUGCUUAGGUCUGAAUAACAUGCUGCUCCUUGCAUCAUGACCUUUUGUCUUAUAAUGACAAAAGGUAAAUCCUAGAAAGCUGAUUUGUAAUUUUUUAAGAAGUGCCGCAAAAAUUGUCUAGCAGAACUUGUGAGGUAAUCCAAGUUGCUAGAUUCUUUUUUUCUUCUUCUGUUACUUGGACAGCGCCAACAGUCAAAAGUAUGUACCUUCUGGAUACAAUUUUCCUUCCUCUCCCCUUCUCUCUCACAACCAUCUUUUUAGUUAGUUUGGGGAUCUGACUCUGAAGGGUUCUGAUCAGGUUUGGAGUGAACCAUGUUGGGGAAGGUGGAUGUAUGCACUCCAACCUCAUGCUGUUGUUUGUUUCAGAAGGACUGACUACGUAGUUCGGCCUAGCACUGGGGAAGAGAAACGUGUUUUCCAGGAACAGGUGAGGAUGACGCACAUUUUGUCCCAUGCAUUGCCUAUGCUUUGCCAGGAUUUGAUGGGGAAGUUUUAAUUUAUUAUUUGUUUAUUUAAACAAUUGAUACACUGCUUAACUGCAAUAGUCUCUAAGUAGUUUACAAAGAUACAACAGGGCAGGUGGAAAACAUUUAAACCUAUAAAAUCAUUUAAAAUACCUGCCUUCCAAUUUAUACAUAUUUUGCUUUUCAGCUUAAGUAGUCCAUUUUCUGAGUAAAAUAUUCACCUGCAUCAGUAACAGUCAGAAGAAACAGAAAUUCUUAAUGACAAAUAACUUUAUUUCAUUUCAGUUUCUCUCCUUUUUUCAACCUGUCUUCUUAAAUGUUCAAAAAAAGGAACCAGCACACCAUUUGACAAGAGGGUGCUUAAAAAUUAGCUAGCAGAAAAGCAUAUAAACAUUUAGACAAUCCGAAAAACACACAGAGAUUGUGUUUUAUGUUCUCAUGUACAUUGUUUUGCUUCGUAGCAUUAAGGUCUCAAUACUAAUGUCCCAGUAGUUGCAUUGUAUGUGCUGGCUACGUUACAUCACCUAGCUGAGUCUUGCUCAUUACUGUAGGCUAAGCCUUGAUCUUUGCAGCAAUAAGAGAUUCCACAUGAGCUGUCGGGCUUUAUAACUUCUUAUGCAGACAUUAGAUAAUACUGGCUUGUAACUAGAGAUGUGGAGGCUCGGGUGGGGGGGCAGGAUAAUAAUAAUUGGGCUGAAAGAUAUACACAUUUCUCCUCCAUUUGUCUUUACCAAUAUUAUCAGUAUUAUAUCUCACCAGCAUUAAUAUUUGAAAAUGCAAAACUGAGAAAUGCUCGAAACUAAUGGAUUAAUGCUUAGUAUAAAGAGGUUUGCUGCCUAUAUGCUCCUCAGUAUACAUGACUGAAAUAUAAGCAGUUGCCCUUCCUAAUCUUUGCCUUCCCCUAAGCAUUUGUUAUUAACUCAAUUCACAUUACGUGUUAGCCAUAGAUGCUUAUCUAGAAACCUGCUCUGUUCUUUUGCCCUUCAAUCUCUUGCUCAUCUGAGCACUUCUCUUUCUCUGACAUGUGCAGGAACGUUACAGGUACAGCCAGCCCCACAAGGCCUUCACCUUCCGCAUGCAUGGCUUUGAGUCAGUGGUCGGCCCUGUGAAGGGUGUGUUUGACAAGGAAACUUCUCUGAACAAAGCCCGAGAACAUUCUCUGUUGCGAUCAGACAGGCCUGCAUAUGUCACCAUCUUGUCUCUUGGUAAGUUUACAUUCAUUCAUUCUCUCUCUCUCUCUCUCUCUCUCUCUCUGUGUGUGUGUGUGUGUGUGAGAGAGAGAGAGAGAGAGGGAGAGAUUUCAACACGUUACAGUCUUUUUUAGGUUCGCAGUGACAAUAGAUUGUAAGAAGAGAGGAAACAGCAGUGCAGCGGGGUCACACUUUAAUUGUUCACAAUGAUAAACUGUUAUGUUAGUCACCUUGAGAAUUAGACACUGACGAGGGGGAAAAAUUAUCCUAAAUAAAGGAAGGUCCUAGGUUCAAUUAAUGGUGUUUCCAUUUAAAAGACCCUUGGAAGUAGGACUAGGAAGACUUCCACCCAAGACCUUUGUGGCCACUGCUGGCAAUAGUGACCAAGACAGGUAAUAGCACUCUGUUUCUUGUGAUCCCUGGCAACUGGUAUACAAAGGCCUGUUGCCUCUGAUACUGGAAGUAAUUAAGACAUAGCCACCAUGUUCAGUGGGUGCUAAUCACAAUGACUAUAUAUAUCCCCAGUAUUGGGCAAGAUGCCUCUGACUGCCAGGUGCUUGCAGAAGGAUAUUGUUGCGCUCAUGUGUUGCUUUGUGCUUCUCAUAGGCAUCUGGACACUGAGAACAGAAUGCUAUUGGCCUUUGGUCUGAUCCAGCAGGGCUCUUCUUAUGUUCUGACACUGCAUAGGGCAGCUUCAUGGUUUAGAGAAAAAGAUUGCAGUGAAAAAGCUGAAGAUACGAAGCUCCCUUAUACCAGGUCAGAACAUUUGUCCCUGUAACCUGGUAUUGCCUACUUUGAAUGCCAGUGGCUUCUUGGAGGCCUGUCCCCUCUCCUGCUGCCUUUUUGGAAUGGGAGAUGCCAGGGAUUCAGCCUGGUUGUUCCAUGUAGGAAGCACAGUCCAUGAGGAAUUUCUGUAGCCAGGAUUAACAGGGACCGAGUUACAGCAUAACACAAGAAGGGAACAGAGGGAGGAACAACGUGUGGUGUGGAAUAAGCAUGUCCUUGGAAAGCCUGCAAGUAAGAAAAGUUUGUUAAACUUGCUUAAAAUAGGCAGAAACCUUUCAGUCUGUUUGAGGGAAUGAUUACACACAGUGUGUGUGCCCUCCCAUCAGAUGUCAAGGAGAUAAAGAACUACACAACUUUUAGAAGACCUCUGAAGGCAGCCCUAUAUCAGGAAGUUUUUAAUGUUCGAUGUUUUUAUAUGUACUACAAGCUGCCCAGAGUGGUUGGGGAAAACCAGCCAGAUGGGUGGGGUAUGUAUAAAUAAGUAAGUAAGUAAGUAAGUAAGUAAGUAAGUGGAAGAAUGAGAGAGAGAGGAAGAGAAACAGAAACAGGAGACAUUCUUAUUGUUCUGGUAGAGAGCUAUAUUGCAGGGUUUGGGACUGUAGCCCAAGAUGAAAUGAGAACACUGGCAGAAGAUGAGCAGCAAGGAAGCCCAGAUUUAUUCUUAAAUCCAGCUGCUUUUCUAUGUGAUAAGUAGCCAAUGACCUUGAGGAUUUCUUCAGGGUGUGGGACUGCUAUCCAGAGCUAGUGUUCAAUUGGUAUAAAGCCCUAAGUUAAAGUUAGGAACCCACACAGUGAGUGAAACCUGAAUGGUUCAAGUGUUACUUCAGUCUUUGUGUCAGUUGAGGUCUUCACAAUGCGUUGAUCUUUUUUGCUGUCUCAGUUAGGGAUGCUGCUGCCCGUCUUCCUAAUGGAGAGGGAACUCGUGCUGAGAUUUGUGAGCUGCUUAAAGACUCUCAAUUCCUCGCUCCUGAUGUCACCAGUGCUCAGGUAAACUGGGAGAGCACAGAGGCAUUUUCUUUUCAGCGUUCCUCUCAGAUGAGAAUUUCUCCUAUUGAAUGGAGAAGCACCUUGUGAUUGAUUUUUAAGGUCUACAAUUCCAUAGCUUACGAGAGUGAUAAAGCUGUAGCCCAACUGGUGGCUAACACCCCAGAGGACAGGAUCACACUUCAAAACGACCUUGACAAAUUAGAGAACUGGGCCAAAACAAACAAGAUGAAUUUUAACAGGGAGAAAUGUAAAGUAUUGCACUUGGGCAAAAAAAAUGAGAGGCACAAAUACAAGAUGGGUGACGCCUGGCUUGAGAGCAGUACAUGUGAAAAGGAUCUAGGAGUCUUGGUUGACCACAAACUUGACAUGAGCCAACAGUGUGAUGCAGCAGCUAAAAAAAGCCAAUGCAAUUCUGGGCUGCAUCAAUAGGAGUAUAGCAUCUAGAUCAAGGGAAGUAAUAGUGCCACUGUAUUCUGCUCUGGUCAGACCUCACCUGGAGUACCGUGUCCAGUUCUGGGCACCACAGUUCAAGAAGGACACUGACAAACUGGAACGUGUCCAGAGGAGGGCAACUAAAAUGGUCAAAGGCCUGGAAACGAUGCCUUAUGAGGAAUGGCUAAGGGAGCUGGGCAUGUUUAGCCUGGAGAAGAGGAGGUUAAGGGGUGAUAUGAUAGCCAUGUUCAAAUAUAUAAAAGGAUGUCACCUAGAGGAGGGAGAAAGGUUGUUUUCUGCUGCUCCAGAGAAGCGGACACGGAGCAAUGGAUCCAAACUACAAGAAAGAAGAUUCCACCUAAACAUUAGGAAGAACUUCCUGACAGUAAGAGCUGUUUGACAGUGGAAUUUGCUGCCAAGGAGUGUGGUGGAGUCUCCUUCUUUGGAGGUCUUUAAGCAGAGGCUUGACAACCAUAUGUCAGGAGUGCUCUGAUGGUGUUUCCUGCUUGGCAGGGGGUUGGACUCAAUGGCCCUUGUGGUCUCUUCCAACUCUAUAAUUCUAUGAUUCUAUGAACUUAUGGAGUUGGCAGUGCUUUUUUUUUGUAAUGACACCUGAACACUGAAACAACAGUUUUUGGUAGUGAUGUGUAUAAUACACUUCACCUGCAGGUGCUGUCAUCUUUGUUGUAGAAAUACAGCACUCGAGGAAGCUAUACAUGGUAACGAGUGGAGGUCUGUUUUGAUCUAGAUAGACUGAGAGCUUGAUGUAUGUUUCUCAAGACGAUUUACCAUCUCAGUAUGGGGCUAUUUUAGACAUCCAUUUUGCUUCUAAUUGCCACGCCCCUUUUCUUCUUUCCUGCAUGUGCAAAAUAUAUUUGCUAUGAUGAUUCUGAGCUGAUCAGUUUUGCAUCCUCCAUUUAAUUGUGAAUUCUGUUCUCAGGUUAACACUGUGGUGAGUGGUGCACUGGAUCGAUUGCAUUAUGAGAAGGAUCCCUGUGUGAAAUAUGAUAUUGGACGUAAGCUAUGGAUAUACCUACAUCGAGACAGGAGCGAAGAGGAGUUUGGUGGGUGUUCACUGGAGGGCCUUACAGCAACCAGAUUGCAAUAUAAUGGAUAGAGGUGGCCUUGCCUUAAAUGAGGAAGAAAACUGGUGCUGAAUUUUUAAAAUCCCAUUUCAAAAACUCACACAACAUUCUACAAAUUCAGGAAAGGGUGGGGGUGAGGUGUAGUUCAACUCCCAGUCCUGGAGAAGGAUCCUAUAUCCCCACAUGUGUUACUUGGGCUAACCUGAUUGUGCAAGGGUAUAGGGUGUUGUUCAUGCUUUAGGGCAGUGUUUCCCAACCUUGGGUCUCCAGCUGUUUUUGGACUGCAACUCCCAUCAUCUCUAGCUUGCAGGACCAGUGGUCAGGGAUGAUGGGAGUUGUAGUCUAAAAAAAAACAGCUGGGACCCAAGGUUGGAAAACACGGCUUUAGGGUACCCACAUAUAUACACACACAGAUACAUAUCCAAUUUUAGUAUGUAUUUUCCCCACUAAAGGUGUAUUUAACUAAAAUCCUUGCCAACUAGUAAAAAUGAGAUAUAAACAAGUUUUGUCCUGUUUAUUGUAAAUUUUGCCAUUAUGGAGAUGGAACAUGUAAUUUGCUUCUUGUUCCUGACUGAACAGCAAUCACUUUCUCUUAUUCAUCAUUCAUAUUGAAAGGCAUAAAAGCCUCCUUCAGGAGACACAUUUACAGAAAAUGUCAUAAACAUGCAUUUCAUGCAAGACCUGCCUCUUCCUGGCUGGCAAAUUAUCUAGUUUGGUAUGUUUUCUAUUGAUUACAGAGUAGGAAUUCUUGGAAGAAGAAGUGUACUUCAAGGAAAAAGAGAAGCUGGCUACGUAGGUGGGCAGUUAGCAUCUGUUUGAGAACCCUUCUUUAUUCUUCCUUGCAGAGCUGAUUCAUCAGGCUCAGGCGGCUGCAGCUAAAGCUAGAAAAGCCCUUCAGCAGAAGUCUAAACCUCCUGCAAAGAUAGUAAGUUGCUCAAUGUAAAUACAUGGGGCACAGAUUUUUAGACUGUCAACUGUUUUGGUUGAAUAGGCUUGCUGCCCAAUCUCAUCUCAAGGGCUUAUUUAAUUAUCACCAAUAGACUCAAGGAGAGCUCUGGUCUAUCCCUAAACAGCCCUCUUCCCACUCGCACAGGGUUGUCUGGGCUUAGUGCAUUUCCACCCCCACCCUGCCCCCAUUGAUGCCCACUAUUUUGUUGCCUUUGCAGAAGUCCAGUAGCAAGGAGAGUUCAGUGAAAGUGGCUACUAGUGCCUCUGAGCCUAGCCAGCUGAGCCUUAGUGAUUCCAGCAUGCCACCAACCCCUGUGACUCCGGUGACACCCACUGCCCCUCCGCUGCCAGCAAUGCCCAUCUCACCACCGCCAGUCUCCGUGGUUAACAAGAGUUUGCCAAACGUUGCAUCAGAGCAAGCUAAACCCAACCAAAGGUAAAUCCUUUCCCUGUCUUUGCAAAAAGCAGGGGUGCAACUGUUGACAGGAUUUGGGUGAUAGAUAUCUCUAGUGAAGAGGGGAAAUAGUUGGAGGUUGCUUUAGGACCAUCUGGAGUUAAGAAAGAAAUUCAGCCUGUCUGCUAUCCGAAUCUUCCACAAGUGAACCUUCCCCCAAGUGGUACAAAAAAGGAAGACUAUAUUAGCAAAACCAUUCAACUUGGAUUACUUGCCUGAGUGGGGCAGGGAAGGUGAAAAUCAUAUAGAUAUUGCAAAUCAGUUGUAAAAAUCUGUUUAUGUAGUCUUGCAAUUAAUUAUCUGUUCAGUGAGCUAUUUAUUGCUUGGUUUCAGCUAAAAUUAUUACCUGUCAAUAACUGUUUUAAAUCCUUGAUUGAUUUUGGUAGCUUAAAGCAAAAUAGUGAAAACUUUGCUGAUUGCUGGCCUGUUCUAGAACAAACUUGUGCUUUUAAGUUAAUCAACUUACUCUUUUCAACUUAUUCACAGCAUCCUUCUGGUGUCAUCUCCCACCAUGCCGCAGCUGGGGACUUUGCUCUCCACGGCACAAAGUACCCAAGCACAAACUGGGCCUCAGCAAACCCCCCCUCCUCGUGUGGCCAGCCACACAUCUUCCUCAGGACUCCCACAGGUUCGAGUGGUUACAACACAGUCCAGCCUCCCACCUGUGUCUCAGCCAGCCCCACCAGUGAUCCAGCAGCAGCAACAGCCCCCACCAGCACCUGUUCCUCAGGUCCAUGCCCCUUCCACUUCUGCACAAACCAAAGCACUGCCUCAGGUGAGGGACAUCUCUGUGGAGUUAGCCAGAAGUAAGGAUUAGCAGUCUUCUUCCCCAGUUGCCAUCUGAAUUAUGUGAAUUAUGGCCUAUGGUCAUCUCUUAAGACACAUCAUACUUUUUGCAAGCAAGUAAAUCCCAUGGGCAGUUUAGAACUGAAGGAAAGCCAUGCAAGUGUACAGAGAGAGCGUGAUUGGAAGAGAGAGCAUUCCUGAAUAAAAUAGGUUUUAAAGGGCAUUUAAAGAGAAGCGUCUGGAAAGAGUAUCCCCAGUAGUUAAUUCUUCAAGGGUGAGGACUGUUGUCUCAGGAUUUCUAAUAAUGUUAGGGCAUCAUGAAACUGAAUAGAAGGGUGUUGCACCGAAUAGGCAAAAAGACAACCACCUUGACGACAUCUACUUUUUCUUGUCCCUAGGUUGUCAACACUGUCACGGUGAAAGCUCAGACCAGCCCAGUCCAGGUGCAAAGGCCAACAGUUUCUGUCACAGGACCAGUCAGUGUUGCUGGGACAGGGAUCUCAGCAGCCCUCAGCCCUGCACCAAAGCCAGUGACCAGUUCUCCAGGCAGCUCUGCCCCCAACUCCUCCUCUGUGUCUCUGUCAUCCUCCUCCUCCUCCUCAACUUCUUCCUCUUCAUCCACCACAGUCCUCCAGAACGUAGCUGGCCAAAAUAUCAUCAAACAGGUGAGGAGCUGUACCAUACUGAGAAAUGGUUUUGGAGUAUAAAAGCCAGCCUAUGCUGAGCAGAUUUGAGUCCAGUGAGUUCAGUGUUCUGACUCCAGCUGUGGCCAGCCAGAUGCCCUUGAGAAGCUGACAAGCUGAGCACGAUGACUUUAAGCUUAUAAAAAACCAACGGGUCCCUGCCCAAAAUGCUAUGGCUGGCAAAAUAUACAUGGGCAUGUGAGCACCUGCUGAAAACCUUGCCCUUUCCUAGUAGCUUAGUUCGGCAUGCCUUGUCUCUCUUUAAUGGAGCUUGGCAUUCAUCCAUGCACCCAGUGCUGUAUAGCAUUCUGCCUCGGAAAUGUGCAAGAGAGAUAUUCAGCACAAUCCAUUUUUCCUUACAGGUGGCUAUUACUGGACAGCUAGGAAUGAAAAGCCAGCCUGGGAGCAGCAUCCCACUUACCGCCUCCAACUUCCGCAUCCAAGGCAAGGACGUUCUGCGCCUGCCUCCCUCCUCGAUCACCACUGAUGCAAAGGGACAGACAGUUCUCCGCAUUACUCCUGACAUGAUGGCCACCUUGGCCAAGUCCCAAGUCACCACUGUCAAACUGACGCAAGACCUCUUCACUGCUGCAGCCACUGGCAACACUUCUGCCGGCAAGGGCAUCUCGGCCACUCUGCGUGUGACUUCCAGCCCCAUCCAGUCUUCCGACUCUCCCGCCAAGACCAGCACGCCCACCUCUGCCUCACCGGGCCCAGCUGGGCCCACAGUGGUCAAAGUUACUCCUGACUUGAAGACUGUGGAGUCCACUGGCUCUGCGUUCCGGCUGAUGCCUGCACUGGGCAUGACUGUGGCAGACCAGAAGGGCAAGGCCAUCACUACGGUGGCAUCCACUGAAGCCAAGCCAGCUGCCACGAUAAGGAUUGUGCAGGGGAUGGGGGUGAUGCCACCAAAAGCUGGGCAGACCAUUACAGUGGCCACUCAUGCCAAGCAGAUGACAGCUGCCUCGUCUGUGAGCGUCCCUGGCACAGUCCACACCUCUGCUGUUUCUCUGCCAACCAUGACUGCUUCUGUGUCCAAGGCGGUUGCUGUUGUGUCAGGGGGGGCAGGGACGCCUAUAACAAUAGGAACAGGGACUACGACUAUGCGACAGGUUCCAGUGAGCACCACAGUUGUCUCCACCUCCCAGGCAGUAAGUCAUUCCUGCAGGGGAUAGAUAACCCUUUGGGUCCUUUCCAACACUACAAUUCUAUGAUUCAUGUUGUUUUUUGGUAGGAUAAGCUUGAUUGACAAGCAUCCAUUUCUAAGUGGGGAUGCCACCUUGUCUGUCUUAAGUAGGCUCUGACUUAUGGAAGAGCAUUGAAUGCCAUUAGCAACAACUGUGUAUGUGUUUUGGGAAUCCCUCAGCAUCCUGAAAACUUUAAUUUGGGGGAGGGCCUUUCCCCCCGUUCUUGGUAACUGUGUGGCAGAGAGGUGGUUGCUGAACCUCUAUAAUUUCUGUGUCUGAUGCUUCUUUUCCCAGGGGAAGCUGCCUGCCCGUAUCACAGUGCCCCUCUCCGUCAUAAGCCAGCCUGUGAAAGGCAAGAGUGUAAUGACGACCCCCAUUAUCAAAGGCAACCUUGGGGCCAAGUGAGUAACAUAGGAGGAUUACUAUUCCAGAUCACAAUUAUAUUAAUGGAAGGCCUAGCCAAAAGGACUUGAAAGCACUCAAAUUUGAAAAUUUCCUCUUAGUCACAGAAAAUGAGUCAAACAAAUUCUGCCUGUAGGAAGUGCUAAUGGACAUUACUGAGUCGUGCUUCCCAAAUCCAACUAGUGUCCGAUGAGUUUACCAGUGUUGGUGGUGGUUUCGAUUUGGAUACCUCACAUACCCACCUUCUGGGAUUGCCAACUUUUCAGCCUGCCCUUUUAGCUGUGGCUUUGACAGUUGCUUGGUUUACAGAUGUUGGCAGGUGGGAGUGUUUCGUUUAUAAGCAUGGAAAAUCUGUCCCUGCUGGUUUUUUACACAAAUUCAAGCCGCCCUUUUAAAAGCUCAAAGGAAGGCUUGGUUGUUUUUCCUACUCAUUAGGCAGUUCGCCUCUAAAGCAGCAUGGAAUUGUGCAGAUAUUCUGCAGCCACCCCUUGGAAGGGGAAGGGUAAAAAGUGCAGCUGGUGGUUAAUCCUGAGCACAGGAUUGCGUUUAGACACAUUCUUGUAGCAUAUUCAGAGCCUGAGGGUGGUUCUGACCAGUACUGAAAGGCCAAUGUGGUACAAACACACUUUCUAAGUUCUGCUAUUAUGCAAGAGGCACCUCAGCAAGAUCCAGCCCCACUGUGUCACCACUAACUUCUUAAUGGGUUUCUUCCAAUAGUAUCAGCGGACUGGGUAGAAACAUCAUUCUCACCACCAUGCCAGCUGGGACGAAACUGAUUGCUGGGAACAAGCCAGUGAGCUUCCUGACCGCACAGCAGCUACAACAGCUGCAGCAACAAGGCCAGGCCACACAGGUAAGGCCUGUAUCUCAUUUCCCCCUUAUCUCUGUUGCAUCAGGACUUUGCCUUGACAUGGCACCGUCCCAACAUCAUUGUACCACACAAAUGUUCUGAUUAUUUUUCAUUUUUGAAAUUCAAGUAAGCAGCUGAAAUUUGGUGUGGGGUGUGUGUGGGUCCUACGAAUACACUUGCUGAAACAUUGGAACUGGUAACUUGAAGACAAGGGCAAGAUGGGAGUGGAGGGCUUUGCUUGAUUACAGUUCAGUUCCCAGUAUUAUUUAUGUUUCUGCAACGUGGCAGAGGCUGAACUGAAUGAUUAAAUGUAUUUUCUUUCCUUCUGCAUACCGUUUUGCACAGGUGCGAAUUCAGACACUCCCAGCCUCCCAUCUCCAGCAGGGAACAGUGUCUGGCUCUACAAAAGCAGUCUCCACUGUUGUCGUGACAGCAGCGCCAUCUCCAAAACAGCCACCAGAUCAGUAAAUUCAACGGCAAGCUGUAAUUUUGCAAGAGUUACUCCAGCCCUCUUAUUCUUUUUCCACCCAACUAGGGCUUGCUAGAGUCAGACUCUACUUACCCACAGGUUGGUUCCUGAUAUUUUGGAAGCACUUGUGGGAAAUGCCCGUCGUUUGGUUUCUGUUAGAAUAAGCAGAACCCCUAACACAAGCCUCCUGGAGUGCUGCAUUUUAAUAACCUUAACACCUUCAUGUUAAGUUGCUGGACCCAGCCAUCCGCUCAGAAAGGCUGGUCUCUUUUUAAUUUUCAACCUAACAGAAUGUAAGUUUCAAAGAAACCUGCUGAAUUAAGGCAAGAAGGUCUUAGAAGAAAUGGACAAGUUAUAUUGCGCCGGACUUCAGUUUUAUCAUUUCCAGGGUGGUUCUUAUGGACGUUCUGAUGCUGGAUUUUUAAUAUUUGGUGCCUAAGCUUUCACCUGUUUAUUUGAUAAUUUCAUUCAGUUUUUUAAAAAAAACUAAGAGUUUCUUGGCAACUGUCCUUCCCUCUCUGUGCAUAAACUUCACCUAUACUGCUUUAUCCUCAUCAAAGCAUUUAUAUAAGCAUUUAUAUAAGGUGGUAUAAAAUUGACCUUAUGUGAAAUGCUCACCAUUAUGUGAGAAACUCGAAGAAGGCCUAGAGAGAAAGAGAAGAGGAUAUUCUAAACUGGUUGUGAAAAAGAGCCAAAAGCAAACCCCUCCCCAGGAGAAGCUUAACACCUUGGACUUUGUGUGACGGGGUAGUCACCUUUUGGAAUGAAAAGCUAAAGAAAGCUUGACACCGUGUACCAAGCUCUCUUCAUAUAAAUUCAUUUUACUGAUGUUGAUUAUCACUAUUGUCUUUUCUAUUGUUAACUGAAUCUCUUAUCAAAAUGCAUUUUAUCUAGUUAGGAACAUUUACACACUAAUGGGGUAAAAUUAUUGCCCAACACACCCACACAUAUGCACAUACUUUUUAUAUGCUAUCUCUGCAGCAUUGGAAUAAUAAACAGAUUGUCAGUUUCAGUUUUUCCCUUUUUAAAAGUGAGCAAAUUGUGCUUAUUAGAACAAAGUAGAGGCAAGAUUCCAGGGCUGCUAUUCAUGCACAAAACAUGAGACAACAGGGGCAAAAUACAGAAUAAUAUUAAAGGAGAUUAAACCCGUUAUUUGGUAAGGCCUUUCAGUUGUUGAGGUAGCUACUCUUGGGUGUCCACCCGCCCCCCCAGAUAAAUUUGACAAACACCUGCCAUUUAUCAUUUUUAAGGCCAGCUAAGUUUAUAGCCCUCUUGAUUAACAGCAUCUGCUACAUUCAGAAUCAAAGAAGGAGAGACUGUGCCGUCUGCUGCUCACAUGCUGUGACUUACCAUUUCCUCCUCCUAUUUUACGAAAAAGCAGUGUAACGAUAGAAUGCUGUAAGUUACUUUAUUCAGUUUCCAGGAUUGCAAAGUACAGAUUGUCUGUUGUCUAGUUCAGGAGUGUUCUGUCUUGAAGUAACAUGGCACAGCUACUUUGGGACUUGACAGAGGGAAGUUUUGGCCAGUAGAAGCUGAAAUUGUGUAUGUUUGAAUUGACCCUGAUUUCCUGGUUAACUAAUUAAAUGAUAUUUUUCACUGGAACCUGACUGGGCAUUUAACUUGGCCUAUCCCUUCCAGUCCAACUGCCUAAAGCAAAAGUGGACAAACUUAGUCCUUUCCUCUGUGGUUUUUUGCUGUCUUUUUAAACCCACAUUUACUUGUCAGGUGCAUUUAUACCCCUGCCUUUCCACUGUUCUUAAGUGCUGUAGGUAACUUAAAAAAAUAAUAAUCAAACAGAGAACAGUUGGCAGGUAAAAUUAGAAGUGGAUUAGAAGUGCAGUAAAACUCCCAUCAGCCCAAUGAGGUAAAUGCUUCUUGGGAUGAAAACCGUCUUCCAGCAGGUGGCAGAAAACUAAAAGAGAAAGUGUCAACUCUGUACCUCCCAAGAGGCAGGGUUCCAGGCGUAAUCUAGGAGUUGCCAAGGAGCAGGCCUUCUCCCACUUUCCAGCUGCUCACCUUCAGGAUGUGAAGAAGAGCCUCUCCUGCAAAUCUGAGGAAGUGGGCAGGGGACAGUCCUCCAGAUAUCCUGGACCUAAGCCCUGUAGGGCUGCAAAGGUAAAUCUCUAGCACCUUGAUGGAAAUGGACUGGAAGUUCAUGCAGCGGAUGUAGAAAGGGAGCGCUGCUACCAAGGAUAAGCACCUGCCCAAAGCCCAGCUGCUGCAGUCUGGACCAAUAGAAUGUUCCUAGAGACUCAUUGAAGUGCAGAGGACUUGGUAGUCUAGUCCAGAACAUUGAUUACUGGAAAACUGCUUUUGUGAAUAAACGGUAACUAUUGUUUGGAGGGCACUGAUGGAGAGAAGUUUUGAGUUUUUCCCACUUUCAGUGCGGUACUGCAAACUUCUUACUUUACAUACGCUGAAUAAAUAAUAGUGUGGGAA
Messenger RNA from Podarcis lilfordi (Lilford's wall lizard), 29061 nucleotides. NCBI's taxonomy places the organism in Eukaryota, Metazoa, Chordata, Lepidosauria, Squamata, Lacertidae. The record is from the annotation of a GenBank genome assembly.